Messenger RNA from Aspergillus glaucus CBS 516.65, 2845 nucleotides. RefSeq names its product putative ATP-dependent RNA helicase (gene dbp7). Gene Ontology annotation, biological process: ribosome biogenesis. The record is from RefSeq and is a predicted model, not a curated record. Lineage: Eukaryota; Fungi; Ascomycota; Eurotiomycetes; Eurotiales; Aspergillaceae. Gene Ontology annotation, cellular component: nucleus. The transcript has a single exon. The coding region runs from base 50 to 2362 and encodes 770 amino acids. Gene Ontology annotation, molecular function: ATP binding; nucleic acid binding.
AGCGCCGGAAAACAUCGAAACCCCCAAACCAAACAAAAAAGACACAACCAUGGCCGACGAUGGCAUGCUCCUCAACUUCUCCCUCGGAGACGACAUCAUCAAGCCCGAGCCAAAACUCAAAGGAGGCACAUGGCGCGACCGCCUAAGCGCAAAGAAAAUCACCCAACACCGAACCAAAGCCGGCCCCAAGACACCCGGGGACGAAUCGAAUAAUACGUCGCAGAAUCCGAACCGUAUACAAGUUGCGCAGAGACCCGCAAAGAGGCAGAGGACCGAGGGUGGGGAGGGACCGUCGGAGGGACAUAGACCGUCGCAUUCGCAUUCGCAACGACAAGGGCAAGGACAGCAGCCAAAAGAAUUUAUUUCGUCGCUUUUCUCGAAGAAUCCGCUUCCGCAGACGGCCGAGGAUGAAGACCAGGAUGGAGAGGCUGGUGAAGAUGCGAAACCGACUAAUGCGCCGCUUAUCGAUGGACUUGAUACCUUUACCAGUUUGGGGCUGUCGCCGCAAAUAGCGGCGCAUCUUCUUACGAAACUCGAGUUAAAAGCACCAACCGGUAUUCAAAAAGCGGCUGUUUCGCAAUUGUUGAAGGAGGAUAGCGAUGCGUUUAUUCAGGCCGAAACGGGAUCCGGAAAAACACUGGCGUAUCUGUUACCGCUCGUGCAGCGGAUCAUGGCGAUUUCGCUAGGUAACUCGGAGACGGAUGAGAAGGGACAGCCGGUUGUUCAUCGUGAUAGUGGUCUUUUCGCUAUUGUUCUUGCCCCGACUCGUGAAUUGUGUAAGCAGAUUUCCGUCGUUUUGGAGGGGCUACUGCGCUGUGCGCAUUGGAUUGUCGCCGGGACGGUUAUUGGUGGUGAGAAGAAGAAGUCGGAGAAGGCGCGGUUACGGAAGGGUUUAAAUAUCCUGGUUGCUACGCCUGGUCGAUUGGCGGAUCAUUUGGACAACACGCAGGUUUUGGACGUGAGCAAUGUGCGGUGGUUGGUUCUAGAUGAAGGAGAUCGGUUGAUGGAGUUGGGUUUCGAGAAGGAGUUACAGGGGAUUGUGAAUAAGUUGGACGCGAGACAACGACCGAGUCGCAUCUCGGGUGCUCCUACGAAGAGAACGACGGUUCUGUGCUCUGCUACGUUGAAGAUGAACGUGCAGAAGUUGGGAGAGAUUAGUUUGUCGGAUGCUGUGCACAUCAAGGCUGACCCGGCCGAUGAGGAUGAGGAGAACAAGAAUAAGGACGAAGAAGAUGCUUUCAGGGUACCUGCUCAACUUAAACAGUCUUACGCCAUUGUCGCAGCCAAACUACGACUGGUUACGCUCGAGGCAUUUAUGAAACGGACAUUUAUCCGGAAAGGCUCUGUCAUGAAAGCUAUUGUGUUCGUUUCAUGCGCGGACUCGGUCGAUUUCCAUUUCGAAGUCUUUACAAGACACAAGCAGUUCAGAAACGAAGAAGCCAAAUCUAGCGAUGACGAGAGCUCAGACAAAGAAGAAAAGAAAGAACAGCAACCGCUUUCACCCCACGGCACCAUCGCCCCCGCAACAGCUUUCUCGAACGAAUCGAACCCAGUAACACUGCACAGACUCCACGGCUCCCUACCCCAACACGUCCGAACAGCAACCCUCAACUCCUUCGCCAAGAACCGCGACCCCUCCGUCCUCAUCUGUACCGACGUGGCAUCCCGUGGUCUGGACCUGCCCAACGUCGACCUAGUCGUCGAAUACGACCCCGCCUUCAGCGCAGAGGACCAUCUGCACAGAAUCGGUCGUACAGCCCGUGUCGGUCGCGAUGGUCGCGCCCUGAUCUUCCUGCAACCAGGCAGCGAAGAAGGCUACGUCGACAUCCUAAAGCGCGGCUACCGCGAUGGCGGGAAAGCGCUCACCCGCACAGACGUAAGCGAGAUCCUCAAGCGCGGCUUCGGUGGAAACGUCGAGUCCGCAAGUCACGAUUGGGAACAAAAGGCGGGUGAUUGGCAGAUUGACGUCGAGCGCUGGGCAAUCGAUAACCCGCAGUAUCUCGAGAUGGCGCGGCGGGCGUUCCAGUCGCAUAUCCGGGCGUAUGCUACGCAUAUCGCCAGCGAGCGGAAUAUGUUCAACAUCAAGGAAUUGCAUCUUGGACAUCUGGCGAAGAGUUUUGCACUGCGUGAUCGGCCUAGUAAGGUCAAUGUGCCUGGUCUGCGCCAAGGACAGGAUGCCACGAAGAAAGAUUACAAGGCAGAUAGGAAGUCGACGGCCGGGAAGAAGAGGAAGGCUGGGUCCGGCGGCCGCGAUGACGAUGAUGAUGUCCCGGCGCAGACGGAUGCUUCUAUUGCAGCGAAGAAGAUGAAGGCCAAGAUGAGGGAGCAUAUGGCUGGGGCGAGCGAGUUUAACCUUGCAUAGUCUGGCCCGUAUAUAGAAGUUGUAAAAAGCGAUCAUUCAAUAGAUAUCCCAUAAUGAAAUCUUUCCAUCUUUCGAGCCGGCAGCUAGCCAAUGGGUUUUUUGUGCCUUUCGAUUUCUUUGUUGUUGGACAGCUGCGAGUGAACCCUCAUUUCGUUUCGUAAGUUGCGUGUCUUUCUCGUCCCCUGGCUUGGACUCUGCAUUGGUCGUAGGUGAAGCAGUAGAACCAUCACCAGAGACCUCCGCAAACGCAACAGCAUAACACCCAUCCUUAUGCCACUUAAGCACAGCGAGCUCCUUCAUCGACUUGCACGAAUACACCCUAGUCCUGGCAUCCCACCCCGCAGUCGCAAAUAUCUUCCCAUCAGAACGUAUACGCAGACCCUGUUGUCCAGCAUGUUUCGUGCUGAUCGUUUUCAAUGCCUUUUCCUCCGCAUGACCCACGCCCACAAGACCCGCAUUAGGAAUAGGAUGUUUCACCAAUAC